GAAGCCCAAGGAGUUCUCGGGAGUCUCGCGAAGCAUCCUGGGAAGCGUAGUUCUUGGGGCUCUUAGAGAGAAUGGAGCUAGGCGGGAGAGAGCGGCUGAGAGGACUACACCCAGGAGGCGGGGUCCAGGACGAGGGUGGACGCGGCCCACGGUGGCGAAGAAGGCUUUAGUGGCAGCAUGAAGCGCGCCCAGACUGCGGAGGAACGAGAGCGUGAAGCCAAGAAACUGAGGCUCCUUGAGGAGCUUGAAGACACCUGGCUUCCUUACCUGACCCCCAAAGAUGAUGAGUUCUAUCAGCAGUGGCAGCUGAAAUACCCUAAACUGGUUCUGCGGGAAGCCGGCAGUAUAUCGGAGGAGCUGCAUAAAGAGGUCCCUGAGGCCUUCCUCACUCUGCACAAGCAUGGCUGCCUGUUUCGGGACCUGGUUCGGAUCCAAGGCAAAGAUGUGCUCACCCCAGUGUCUCGCAUCCUCAUCGGAGACCCAGGCUGUACCUACAAGUACCUGAACACCAGACUGUUCACAGUGCCCUGGCCAGUGAAGGGCUGCACCAUCAAUUACACAGAGGCCGAGAUCGCUGCUGCGUGUCAGACCUUCCUCAAGCUCAAUGACUACCUGCAGGGUGAGACCAUCCAGGCCUUGGAAGAACUGGCUGUCAAAGAGAAGGCCAACGAAGACGCCGUGCCGUUGUGCAUGGCAGAGUUCCCCAGGGUUGGCAUGGGGUCAUCCUGUGAUGAUGAAGUGGACAUUAAGAGCAGAGCAGCCUACAACGUGACUUUACUAAACUUCAUGGAUCCUCAGAAAAUGCCCUACCUGAAAGAGGAGCCUUAUUUCGGCAUGGGGAAAAUGGCGGUGAGCUGGCAUCACGAUGAGAACCUGGUGGACAGAUCAGCCGUGGCAGUGUACAGCUAUAGCUGUGAAGGCUCUGAGGAUGAAAGCGAGGACGAGUCCAGCUUCGAGGGCAGAGACCCUGACACUUGGCAUGUUGGUUUCAAGAUCUCGUGGGAUAUCGAAACACCAGGCUUGGCAAUACCUCUUCACCAGGGAGACUGCUAUUUCAUGCUGGAUGAUCUCAAUGCCACCCACCAGCACUGUGUUUUGGCUGGUUCACAACCUCGGUUUAGUUCCACCCACCGAGUGGCAGAGUGCUCGACAGGCACCUUGGAUUAUAUUUUACAACGCUGCCAGUUGGCGCUGCAGAAUGUCCUCAAUGACUUGGACAAUGGUGACGUCUCUCUGAAGUCCUUGGAACCUGCAGUUUUGAAAAAAGGAGAAGAUAUUCACAAUGAGGUCGAGUUUGAGUGGCUGAGACAGUUCUGGUUUCAAGGAAAUCGAAACAGAAUUUGCACUGAUUGGUGGUGUGAACCCAUGACUCAGCUGGAGGGGCUGUGGAAGAAGAUGGAGAAUGUGACAAAUGCUGUGCUUCGUGAAGUUAAAAGAGAGGGACUCCCUGUGGAACAAAGGAAUGAAAUUCUGGCUGCCAUCCUGGCCCCGCUCACCGUGCGCCAGAACCUGAGGAAAGAAUGGCACACCAGGUGCCAGUCCAGAAUCGUCCGGUCUCUCCCAGCUCGUCAGAAGCCAGACUGCCGGCCCUACUGGGAGAAGGAGGACCCUUCCAUGCCUCUGCCCUUCGACCUCACAGAAGUGAUUUCAGAGCUCAGAGGCCAGCUUCUGGAAGCAAGGCCCUAGAGGGAGCGCAAGUCCUCAUGGAGAAGGAGAAGACAUCGUUGGUUUUCCUCCCCAAACCUUGGACAAGGGUAGUAUACAUAGGCGAUAGGACCUGGGUUCCAAUUCAAGACAGCUAGAAAAUAAAACUCACAAACACUAAAAUGUUCAGUAAUCAAUAAUGGUGUUUUAGUCUGAUUUGGUGUUAAGCUAGAACACACGCACCCCCAAAAAGUAUUCCUCAAUCUUGUUUGCCCCUUUGGGAGCCCUUUUGUUCCCAAGGCGGCAACGGGGAUGAGCCAAGCCUGUGACAAGCCUCUCCUUUCCUCUUGGGCGAGCCAUCUCAUGGGAGGAGACCCAGGCAUGGGACCACAGAACUGGAGAGACCUAUCCCAGCUUCUCACCUUGGCUCUGGCAGUUGGGCCAUCCAAGAUGGCAGUUACUAGCUCACCGUGGCUGUGCAGACCGAGAUUCAGCUCGAUUAUCGUUAAAAAUCCCUUCUUCAGUUGUCCUGGCCACAUGUCAAGUGCCUGGCAGGAGGGUGGCGGUCACUGUGGUUUUAGACAACAUAUGGAUGUUUCCGUGUUUCAAGUUUAUGAGCAGGCAUCCCCUCUUAUGGUUUCCUGUAGUGGCUACUGCUGCCAUAACCAUGGAGGAAAGAAAGGAAAAGCAAUUGUUGAACAGUAACCUCUUCCCUCCUCAGAGACAAAACUCAGUGAGGGUCUGACUGUGAGCCCUGUACAGGAAGAGGAAGGGACAACAAAGGAAGUAGCCACAUCCUGGCUCUACGGGGCUUCCCUGAUCCAAUGGCAGAGGCCAGCCCUAUAGGCACUAUUUCAUGGAGUUAGUGUUUCUUUUAGAAUUCCCCCAUUUGUGGGUACUGACAGGUGGCAUGGGAACUUGAAGGAUCCAACUCCCCACCCCAGUGAUGCCAGAGCGUCACAGGCUAUGUGGAGCUGUUAAGCCUGAAUUCUAAUUUCCAAGUGCCAGGGUUACAUUUUUCCCACUCACUCUGUGACCUUUGCAUGUCCUUGUAUCUCAGUUUUCUCAUCUGUGUGGUGGGAGGUGUUAAAAGUGUCAGCUGCUCAGGGUGCAGGUUAAGUGGCAUCACCCAGCUGCAGACCUGAAGCAAUUUCUCGCAUACCUAGCUCCACAUGCGAUGCGUGUUAGUGCUGUUAUGUGAGCUGGCCGUAGUGGUCUUCCUCCCCCGCUGGGGUCCUUGGCUGCGUGUGUCUCCUGGCCCACGCCUCUUUCUGCUGGCCUGAGGCAUGGCUCCAGACAUGUUGACAGCAGCUAGCCUCUUCCCUCAGUCUAUGACUUUCUUGUAUUGGUUGGGACCUUCUGUGUGUGGAGGGGUACACAAACAACAGUGUUUUUGCUGCAGUCAGGAUUCUGUCUGAGGUGCCUUCCGGCCCAGAAUUAGCCACAGGAGCUGCAUUUCACAAAGCAGGUUGAAUUUCCUGGUGCAGGGAUCCGAGUCUCUUAGGCUUUGGUUUGGCCCCUUUUGUCACUGGACUGCAGCUUCCUCGUUAAUAGAGGGGUAAGGUCCAUUCUCAGAGGGAACUGCCACAGAUGAAAUGAAAUGACCUAAGUAAGGGGUAGGCUUCUGAUGUCACAGGCUGGCCCACCACCACCAGCUGUCAGGCUCUUGCUUAUUAGGCCCCAUGAUGUUUCUUCUGUGCUGUAUUCCAUUAGGUGCCAAAAUUAAAAAAUUGGGAGAGUCCACAUAAAAUAAAAACGUCUGCAUUCUCUUUAGAAGUCAGAACACCUGUGAGCUCCUGGGUCUCUGUCUCACAGUGGCUUGGCAGUGGCUGUGAUCCCUAUGCUCUGCUACGACCCUGCUACUCCUUGUCGUCAUUUUGUAAACAUGCUCCCCCAGCAGCGCCUUCUGAACCUGCUUGCUCACACCCUUUAGUAGAAAGCAGUAGUGUCCAGUGCUCAGUAUGUGUUCCUCCCGUUGAACUGUGUUCAUGCUCCGCUUGUACCGCUGUGCUGUGUGCACCCGUUCAUACACAAUAAAGAACUCAAAGAUGAGAAACCAAA
Messenger RNA from Mesocricetus auratus (golden hamster), 3705 nucleotides. It is a transcript of the gene Fto, whose product is annotated as FTO alpha-ketoglutarate dependent dioxygenase. Lineage: Eukaryota; Metazoa; Chordata; Mammalia; Rodentia; Cricetidae. The transcript has 9 exons. Gene Ontology annotation, molecular function: mRNA N6-methyladenosine dioxygenase activity; broad specificity oxidative DNA demethylase activity; ferrous iron binding. Gene Ontology annotation, biological process: RNA repair; regulation of multicellular organism growth; DNA alkylation repair. The record is from RefSeq and is a predicted model, not a curated record. Bases 178 to 1686 code for a protein of 502 amino acids.